Messenger RNA from Miscanthus lutarioriparius, 918 nucleotides. NCBI's taxonomy places the organism in Eukaryota, Viridiplantae, Streptophyta, Magnoliopsida, Poales, Poaceae. The record is from the annotation of a GenBank genome assembly.
AUGGACUGCGGUGGCAGAAGUGGUGGCCGGCGGCUAAAGGACCGCCUCACCCAGCUGCUCCUCCGCCCGGCCAACACGUUCCUCCGCUCCCCAUGCAGCUCAUCCUCGUCCACCUCCACGGUUUUCACAGCCACAGCCGCCGCCGCCACAACGAUAUCUAUCUCUUCCACUUCCAGUUCCACCACCGCAGCCAACUACACCAGUGCCGCCCCCCUUUCCCGCUCCGAGCCUUUCUCAGCCGCUCUCGGCCGCCUCCGCCGCCCUCCUCACGAGACCGAGAGCAUGCGCAGCAACAAGGAGCAGAGGAACACCUCCUCCCGCCACAGCGGUCGGCGGCACUUCAACAACGCCGUCGACAAAGGCGGCGUCCGGACGCUCUCGUCCAACCCCUACGGCUUCACCUCUUCUGGCGAGGAAGACGAUGACACCGACGGUUACGGCGACGACGACGACACAGAGACUUUCUUGUCCUCAAGAAGCCUAAUUUCCUCCGACUCCUCUGGCUUCUACGCGUACAGGAAGCUGCUGCAGCCGCCGUCCAAGAACAAGAGUCACCUCCGCCGCCAGAGGAGGCGGCGGCGUUGCUGUCGGCAGCCAUCGGCAAGCUGCUUAGAGACGUGCGGCGCUGGCGCCGUGAGGGAGCCGGGGUUCCGUCCUCUGGUGGCCAUGGAAACAGCGACGGCCACCGCUGCGGCGGUGGAGCAGGUACGGAAGGGGCUGGCGGUGGUGAAGCGGUCACGGGACCCAUACGGCGACUUCCGGGAGUCGAUGGUGGAGAUGAUCAUGGAGCGUCAGGUGUUCGGCGCGGCGGAGCUGGAGCGGCUGCUGCGGUCGUACCUGUCGCUCAACGCGCCGCGAUUCCACGCUGUCAUCCUCCAGGCGUUCUCCGACGUCUGGGUCGUCCUCCACGGCGGCUAG